AUGUAUAUUGGCUAUGAGAGUCUGAUUAAUCUGAUGCUGAAAGAUCUCUUCAAACUGCUGGUGUCCUGUGUGGCAGAACCAGCCGAGACCAUCUCCAGAGUGGGCUGCUCCUGUAUUAGGUAUGUUCUGGUAACAGCAGGGCCUGUUUUCACUGAGGAGAUGUGGCGGUUAGCAUGCUGUGCCCUGCAGGACGCUUUCUCGGCUACCCUGGAGCCUGUGAAGAAUCUGCUAGCUUGUUUCCGGAGUGGUUCGGACAAUUUCACUGGAGACGCGUGUGAAGUGAAAGUUGCAGCCCCCUCACACUCCCCUUCAGCCGAGGCUGAGUACAUAAGGAUCCGGGCCAUGGCUCAACAGUUCCUGGUGCUGGUUGGUGGCGCUAUGAUUGUGAACCACAAUUGCCACAUGCAUGUUAUCAGCCCCCAUUACUGA
Molecule: messenger RNA, 429 nt
Organism: Sinocyclocheilus rhinocerous
Lineage: Eukaryota; Metazoa; Chordata; Actinopteri; Cypriniformes; Cyprinidae
Product: brefeldin A-inhibited guanine nucleotide-exchange protein 3-like
Exons: 5
Coding region: 1-429 (142 amino acids)
Source: RefSeq, a predicted model, not a curated record